AUGCAAAAGGCUUUUGGUUUCAACAAUAUAACCCUACUGCUAGAGCGCUCAAAUUUUGAACAAACAAUUUUGAUAUUUACGUUGGUUAUACCCAUAGCUAUAAUAACUACAGUGGGCUUUACAUGUGAGGUACUAUGGACCAUACGCUUGGCAUUUACGCGAGAUGAUGUAAGAUUUUUAAACAAACAAAUGGCCUGUGAACAAGUGGAUACUAGAGUGGGACCUAUGUAUCCACCACCGAUACGAAAAUUUCGAGUUUAUAAUCAGAAAUAUGAAAAUCCAAAAGGUGUUAUAGCGGCCAUACAAACACCGACCGAAGAGGAGACGCAAUAAAAUGAAAUUCUAAUAAAAAUAUUUAUCUAUUUUAUGUUUUUAUCAAAAUUUCGAUUUUUCUUAUGAAAAAAAAUUAUUAUACAUUAUUUUUAACUCAAAUAUUCUUAUUAUAAAUGCAAAUUAAAAUAUCAUGUAUCGUAUGUUAAUCAAUAAAAUAUAUGAGACGUUUGGGCACCAAAACCACUAUA
This is a messenger RNA of Lucilia cuprina (Australian sheep blowfly), 521 nucleotides long. RefSeq lists its product as uncharacterized. NCBI's taxonomy places the organism in Eukaryota, Metazoa, Arthropoda, Insecta, Diptera, Calliphoridae. The coding region runs from base 1 to 333 and encodes 110 amino acids. The record is from RefSeq and is a predicted model, not a curated record. The transcript is spliced from 3 exons.